This is a messenger RNA of Lachancea dasiensis, 786 nucleotides long. Lineage: Eukaryota; Fungi; Ascomycota; Saccharomycetes; Saccharomycetales; Saccharomycetaceae. The record is from the annotation of a GenBank genome assembly.
AUGUCAUUUGCAAGUUGUAUCGCAUACUCGAUUAAGAAAGACAUUAAAGUUGAACUGGUGAGGCUUAAUGACUGGGGACAAGUUGUAGGCGACGACCUCCCCAAUUGGAACGAGCGCAACCUCCCCGAAAAAAAGGUGCUCAAGGGUAGGUACUGUCAUUUGGAGCCCUUGACAAUCGAAAAGCACGGAAGACAUCUUUUUGAAGCUUUUUCAAAAGUGAAUAACGAUAGCUUGUGGACUUAUCUUCCCUUGGAACCUUUCUGUGAUUAUGCGGUCUUCUCCGAGGUCUUCGGCAAGAAAUCCAACGCCAACGACGAAAUACAUUAUGCCAUCAUAAACCCGGAGUCUGGGCUGCCUAUUGGCACAAUAGCCUUGAUAAGGACCGAUAAUAGGAAUGGAAGCACAGAAAUUGGUUACGUAAUCUAUUCUCCACAGUUGCAACGAACUGUCAUGUCGUCUGAGGCUCAGUUCUUGUUGAUGAGAUAUGUCUUCAAUGAUUUGAAAUACCGAAGAUUGGAGUGGAAGUGCGACAGCUUGAAUGAGCCAUCCAAAAGGGCGGCAGAGCGGCUAGGAUUCCAUUUCGAGGGGACCUUCAGAAAUGCUUUAGUUUAUCAGGGGCGCACCAGGGACACAGAUUGGUAUUCGAUCACAGAUUAUGAAUGGCCCACUAUGUGCUCUGGUUUCGAAGAAUGGCUAAGCAGUGAAAAUAUUGUUGAAGGUAAGCAGAUAAAGGGUUUGCGUGAUAUUAGGGAAACCCUUGCGAAAAUGAGGGAAAAGAAGUUGUGA